Molecule: messenger RNA, 2375 nt
Organism: Prorocentrum cordatum
Lineage: Eukaryota; Dinophyceae; Prorocentrales; Prorocentraceae
Source: the annotation of a GenBank genome assembly
AGAUCUGGCUCAAGCGCCUGGGCGGCGCCGCAGAUCGGCGCCCUGCCGCGAGCCUCGCGCCUGGCACUUCCUCGUCCCGGCGCAGGGCCAUGGCCGACUCCGGGAGGUCGUCGUUGGUGUCCGGUUCGCUCGAGCAGGUGUGCUGGAGGUCCUCGCAAGCGAACUCCGAGCCAGACAUCGCCGCUGAGCGGCUCUGGUGGUCGGAGGCGCUGCUGGGGGGGAUCCAGAAGAUACUGGCGGAGCAGACGAAGCAGCUGCGUGCCGCAUAUGCCGGCGUGGCGGAGGAGGCUCAGAAGCAGCACUCCAUGACGGCGCAGGUGCAGAGAUUACUGGCGGAACACACGCGGCAGCUGAGGGGCUGCGUCGAGGAGGAGAUCCAGAAGCAGACGCGGGAGCUGCAGGCCCCCCUCGCGGCGCUGGCCUCGGCGGGGCGCGCCGCGCCCACCCCGGUUCACGAGGCCGCGCCGCAAGGCCGCCUGGAGGAGCUGCUGGAGCGCGAGGCGGAGGAGCGGCGCGCGGGGGAGGCAGGCCUGCGCGAGAUGGUCCAGCAGCAGGGGGGGGCUCUGGCCCGGAUCGAGGCGCUCUUCGAGCCGCCCGGCGAGGCCAGCGAGCCAGGGGCUCCACUGCCGGAGAUCCAGAUCGCCGUGGAGGGCGACUGCCAUCCCGCAGUGACGCCUACCCGGACCACCAGCCCGUUCGAAAUGAGGCUGGUGGCUCCUCCACCCCCUCGAAGCCAGUUGCUACUCCAUCAGGGCCGUUCUUGUCGCGCCCUCUGCACGGACGUGUGCAGCAGUCGCAGCUUCGGUGUGUGCAUCGCGUGCGUGAUUUUAGCAAACAGCGUGUACCUAGGGUUUGAGGCGAACGCGAUCAUGAUCUCUCCCAGCUUCGCUUUGCCAGAAAGUAUUUCAUGGCGACUCGCCAACGGGUUCUUUGCCUUGGCGUUUCUAGCAGAACUUUCGAUUCGCUUCAUCGCCGAUGGUACCAAAUUCCUCGUACCCCGUAAUCGGGAUGUUCUCUGGAAUUGGAUGGACACGUUGCUUAUCCUGGUCACUGUUGCCGAGGAGUUCCUCAGAUAUUUCUCAGUAGACGUGAUAACCUUUGGUUUUCUGCGUCUAACUCGCCUUCUCAGGGUGACUCGGAUGAUGCGCGCGUUCAGGGUAGCCCGCGAAUUUAAGGAGUUGGAGAUAAUGAUUACUGGGCUUCUAAAUUGCGCGAGACCUCUUUUCUGGGCUGGGGUGUUGCUGUUGUGUUUGACUUACAUGAUGGGGAUUCUCAUAGCUCAGCUCAUCACAGAGUACUUGCGUGCAGUCCAAGAUAAGGAAAUCGAUGAAGAGGACCUGAAAGCGAUGAACUACAUCGCAAAGAACUUUUCGAACUUAUGGGAGAGCAUGUACUCGCUAUUCGAGGCCCUCACAGGUGGGCGGGACUGGGGUGAUGUUGCAGGUCCAUUCAGGCACAUACACUGGAUAUUGGUGUGCUGUCUUAUUCUGUACAUUGUCGUCGGGGUUUUCUGCAUUCUCAAUUUGUUGACCGCCGUCUUCUUGGAGGCAGCAAAUCGAAUAGACGACGUGCAGGAGCUCGUCUACAAGAAGAAGGAUUGGGUGGCCGAGACCAGCGAAUUCUUCCUGACUGCUAUAAAGAACAUCAGCCACACGCCGCACUCCCUGGCCUCAUCGGAUGAAAACAGGAUGAUCACGGAGGAUGCUUUCAUCGAGUUGCUGAGCACACAAAAGAACGUGAAAUUCUUGGAGGAAAACGGGGUGGACCUGUUCUUUAGAAGCCACACCGGCUUGAGGGAGUUAUUCCGCAUCAUGGACGAGGACGGCAACGGCGCCCUCGACGUGAACGAGUUUGUAGCUUGCCUCUACAAUCUCAAGGGGACCGCCACCUCUCUGGACUUGAAGUUGGAGCAUCAAAAGUUGUCGGGAUUGGUCCGUUCGCUGUACGAGCAGCUGCAGACCGUGCAGCCGAUCAUCCCCCGCAGCUCUUCCCCAAGGCUGCGAGCGUGCACGAGCCCAAGGGCACGCACCAUCUCAGGGCAGUAACUAAGAACCCCGAACAGGAACAUCCGCGUCGCCAGUACAUCCAAAUUCGACCCGUGUGCCUCUACACGCCGUGGCCGCGGCCCCCGGCCGCUGUGCCGCGCUCCUGCGGGGGAGCCGAAACAAACCCGCCUACCCUUAAGUCGGGCCUGUCCCCCUACAGGGGGAUUUUCGACUAAAAAAUGACCCUGGCAAAGCAACCUAGCAGCGAUGUGUAGGAGCAUAUCUGGAAGCAUUCCCCUUAAGAUUCAGAUGAGAAUCCAGUUGUAGAAUUCUGCCGUUCUCGCAGUCGUAGUCGCAUUCGCGAUGACAGUCGCAGUGGCAACGGCAGUC